AUGUCGUCUCAGGACGAAUAUUCCUCGUCUAGCGACACGGGGGAGGGCGGAAAUGUCAUCGAUAGGAACAGCCUCAACUGUUCGGCCGACUAUGGCUACAAAUCUAGCAGCGACGCCUCUAAUUACUCUAUAACUGACGAUGUACGCUCUGAAGAGCCUCCAUCUUCAGGAGACGGAGCACAAUCCAUCAUUGCACGGGCUUACCAACUAGAGAUGUUUCAAGCUAGCAUGCAGCAGAACAUCAUUGUCUCUAUGGGUACUGGCACUGGGAAAACUCAAGUUGCUGUGCUUCGAAUUCGAGCAGAACUCGAACGUACGAUACCAGAAAAGCGUGUUUGGUUCCUCGCUCCAACUGUUGCCCUUUGCGCGCAGCAGUAUGAGGUUAUCCGCUCACAAAUCAAAGUUGCCAAUUCAAUCGUUAUAACGGGUGAUGAUAAUGUCGAUUCCUGGUCAGACGUCCAGACUUGGCAUGCUGUCUUGGACAAUGUGCGAGUGGUGGUCUGUACUUACAGGAUAUUGUUCGAUGCUUUGAGCCAUGCUUUUGUCAAUAUGGAUUCCAUUUCACUCCUGGUUCUGGACGAAGCCCACAACUGCACCGGCAGAUUCCCUGGGCGUCUGAUAAUGACAGAGUUCUACCUGCCGCGCAAGUCCGCAGGAGAUUAUGUUCCUCACAUCCUGGGACUUACCGCAAGCCCAGUCAUGAGAUCGGACCUAUCGUCGAUGGAAGAUCUGGAGAGUUCACUGGACUCGGUCUGCCGUGGUCCCACCCUGCAGAGGGAGGAGCUUUUCGCCAACGUCCACCAGCCAACAAUGACGGUAGCCACUUACAAGGAGCGCGAUUUGAAGUCGCCAGCUCUAUAUACCCGGAAUAUGAAAAAUCUCUAUCUAGCAUUCGCCAAUCUCGACAUAGCCGAGGACCCAUACGUCCUUCAUCUUAUGGCGCAAAGAACCCCGAGAAGCCUGAGGGAGUUGGAUAGGGUCUUGAACAAGCUCGACACAUACACCCAAAAUCAAAUGAGGGCUCUGCAACGAAGGAGCUCAUCCCUGUUCCGUGAACUAGGGCAGUGGGCUGUCGACAGCUAUAUCUACAAUGUUGUUCAGAAAGUUUCUAACUUGAAUGCUCAAAUCAAUUGGCUGGGAGGCUGGCUUGGCGACGAACGAAUAUAUCUCCAUCGGGCGAUUCAAGAGAUCAACGCGCUACCGGUGACCACACCAGCACCAGCACCUGAAAUGACUUCCAAUAAACUUCAGGUCCUCCUUCGGAUUCUGCGCGGGUGUGAGGGUUCGCCGGUUGGAAUAAUAUUUGUCAAAGAGCGAGCCACCGCAGGGAUCCUAUCCCAGCUGUUGGCAACUAUUCCGGACAUAAACGCACGGUAUAAUGUCGGCUGCAUGGUUGGGACAUCCAGAUACGUAUCCAGGAAAAAGAACAUACACGAAGUCCUGCAGCAGGGAGACGAUUUGCUAUCCCUAGAGAAGUUUCGUUCCGGGGCCAUCAACCUUCUCGUGGCGACCAGCGUUUUAGAAGAGGGUAUCGACGUGCCCGCUUGCAGCCUUGUCAUAUGUUUUGAUAUGCCUGCAAAUCUGAAGUCAUUUAUACAGCGAAGAGGUCGUGCUCGGAUGCGAGAGUCCAAGCUUUAUCUGCUGGUCGAGGAGGAUUCGCAGGGGUCGGUUAAAGAUUGGGGAGAAUUGGAGGCAGCGAUGAAACAGCGAUAUGAAGACGAUAUGCGGGAACUGGACCAUCUCGCUCAGGUGGAGGAGGAUGACGAAAUGGACGUGCCUCCGCUGCGUUCAAAGACGACAACAGCAAAAGUCACAGUCGACGAGGCCAAGGGCCACCUGGAACAUUUUUGCCGUGUUGUCACCGGCUCCCAGCAGUAUGUCGACGCAUCGCCAGAGUACUUGGUCUCAACAAAGACUACGGUGUUCGUUGGCGGUAAGCCCACUCCGGUCCUAGGUGUGACUGUGCUUUUGCCUGCCGCCCUGCCACCGGAUUUGAGAGAGGCCCGCAGCUCCCGGGACUGGAUCUCAGAGCGUAAUGCAAAGAAAGACGCUGCCUUGCAAGCUUACAAGAUGCUUUACGAAGCCGGACUGAUAAACGAACAUCUUCUUCCUAUCCGGGAGUCUGAUUUUGAUGAUAGAGGGGUGGAUGGGAGACCUAAUCUUGUUGAGGUACAGGAACAGUGGAAUCCCUGGCCGUCCAUUGCCGAGGCAUGGGGGCCUGGAUCUUCCAGCCCAGCCGUCCAACGUCGACGCCUGCAACUUACCGACCAAGACGGCAUGUUGAUGGGAGAGCUUGACGCGCUGCUUCCUGUACCUUUCCCGCCAAUAUCAUUUCUAAAGUUAUACUGGAUUCAGCACUCGGAGCACCCGUGGACUGUCAGCUUUGAUCCAUACCCGACCGCCUCAGGACCCAGUAUCACAGAUCCUGCGCUCGAAAUCCAGCAGGCCUUGGACCAAACCCAGAUUCUCCUAGACAUGGCUUUCGGCCAUCGUUUCUCUGUUACUGAGCAAAGUAAAGCAUUUCGAUUUAUUUGGCCCAACAGGACCUUGAAGCUUCAGAUGAUAGGUGGUCAGCCGUUCUCACGAGAGGUGGGAGAGGCUCACGGCAGUGAUUACAUUCUCAGAAGCUCUGGACGGGAUCCAUACAUAUACAAGUCGUGGGUCCCAGUAAAACCACCACUAAACCAUGUGCGAGGAUGCUGGAAGGCAAAACCAGACCAAGAAGAACCACCAGCGGACGCUCCUUGGGUGGCUGUGAAGAAGUUACCCAAGAACUACGGCUUCGUCAAGAACUCGCAGGUGCCCAUGGAACUGCCCAAGGAACAGCAGGCCGCAAGCCAGGAGAGGUUUGACUACAUAAUACCCGAGCACUUGUGUACAUUCGAUACUGUCCCGGCGACUUUGGUCCAGCUUGCUAUGCUUGUUCCAUCGAUCACUCAGACCAUGAAGCCUUAUUUUGUCGCACAAGGACUGCUUCAGCAGACGGUACUGGGUUCUCUGGAUUUUCAAGAUAUUGACCUUGUUGUGACAGCGAUUACUGCGUCCAGCGUGGGAGAGCUGACCAACUAUGAACGAUUCGAGUUUUUGGGUGAUGCCGUAUUGAAGCUUGCAGCGGCAGUGACAUGCGCGACGAACAAUUUGCGCUUUCCCGAAGGCUAUCUCAGCCUACUGAAGGACAGGCUUGUCUCAAACUCCCGGCUAUGCAAAGCGGCCAUGGCCUUGGGCCUAGAUCGGUUCAUCAUAACACAACAGCACAGUCUGAAGCAAUGGAGAAAUAUGCUGACGACUCCUGAGCCACCAAACGACAAGAGGAAAAUGUCGACCAAGACUCUCGCUGACGUAAUAGAAUCUCUUAUCGGAGCGGCUUAUGUCGAUGGCGGUAUGGGCAAGGCGCUCCGCUGCAUUUCUUUGAUGAUCCCUAACGAGCGUUGGAGAAGUCUUGACGAAAGUCGUGUGGUUCUGUACCAAGCAGCGCUCAACGAUGUUCCCCUGCCAUCAACUCUGGAGCCGUUGGAGGAACUACUGGGCUACAGCUUUAACAAGAAGUCGCUACUCGUUGAAGCCGUCACACAUGCGUCAUACAACAUUCCCGGUUCAGCGGGCAGCACCCUUGAGCGACUAGAGUUCUUGGGAGACAGCGUGCUUGAUUUUGUUGUGGUAUCACGGCUGUUUUCAGUCAAGGACCCUGCCCCCAUUGAGCACUAUAACAUGCAUUUACUACGCACCGCAGUUGUCAAUGGCGAAUUCUUGGGCUUCCUGGCCAUGGAGUGGCGGACAGCAGCGAGUCAAAGAUCAGUAGUUGUCAAAACCAGCCAAGGGGCAGCCGACAAACUCGAAACGGUCGAAACCCCAGGCCUGCCGCUCUUCGGCUUCCUACGACACAACGCGUCGGGGGAUUGGGUCCGCGACCAGCGGAUGGCAGAAGAGCGGCACGUCGAGAUGGCGCCGGGCAUCAGGGAUGCGCUGGAGCACGGGAAGCGGUAUCCGUGGGAUCUGCUGGCGCGACUGCGCAUAAGCAAGGUCCACUCGGACGUGCUUGAGGCGGUCAUAGGUGCUGUCUGGGUCGACUCGGGGUCUCUGGAGGAAUGCGAGAAGCUCAUCGAGCGUGCAGGGAUACUACGGUACCUGGACCGGGCACUCAGGGACAAGGUCAAGAUCUUGCACCCCAAAGAGGAGCUGGGCAGGGUGGCACAGAACAACAAAGUCGACUACAAGGUCAACAAGGCCAAACGGGCCGCCACACCUAUGGUGGGCGAAGUCCCUGGGGAACUGGCAGAGGUGGAAGGUGUCGAGUUCCUCUGCAGCGUCACUGUUGGUGAUAGGUGCGUUGCACGCGUUGACGGAGCUGUCAGCAAGAACGAAGCCAUGACCAAGGCUGCGCUGGAGGCUAUUCGGCUGUGGGAAGAGGCGGGUCGAUCGUGGGAUAAUGUUGGGGUCGUUUUGUAG
Molecule: messenger RNA, 4446 nt
Organism: Pyricularia pennisetigena
Lineage: Eukaryota; Fungi; Ascomycota; Sordariomycetes; Magnaporthales; Pyriculariaceae
Exons: 4
Coding region: 1-4446 (1481 amino acids)
Biological process (GO): siRNA processing
Cellular component (GO): RISC complex; nucleus; cytoplasm
Molecular function (GO): RNA binding; ribonuclease III activity; ATP binding
Source: RefSeq, a predicted model, not a curated record